CUCUUUUCUAACUAUCUUGUACGCGAUGCUGUCUGCACUACGCCGGAGCGUCGUCGGCCAAACUCGUGCAUUCUCGACUGGACAUAUUUCCGUCAAUGGCUUCGUUGGUGCUGUGGGCAACACGCCUCUCAUCUACCUAAAGACGUUGUCUGAGCAGACGGGCGCGGAGAUCUACGGCAAGGCCGAGUUCCAGAACCCAGGAGGGAGUAUCAAGGACCGUGCCGCUGUUGGUGUUGUCACCGACGCGGAGGAGCGAGGGUUGAUUAAGCCCGGAGGGACUGUUGUCGAAGGUACGGCGGGCAACACGGGUAUCGGCCUCGCGCAUGUGUGCCGUAACAAGGGCUAUAAAUGCGUGAUCUUCAUGCCUAAUUCCCAGAGCCAAGAAAAAAUCGACCUCCUCCGCAUGCUCGGUGCUGAAGUUUACCCCGUACCCGCCGUCGCGUACGAGAACCCGGCGAACUACAAUCACCAGGCGCGCGACUACGCCAAGUCGCUCGACAACGCGAUCUGGACGGACCAGUUCGACAACACCGCGAACGCGAAGGCCCACUACGUGAGCACGGGCCCCGAGAUCUGGGAACAGACCGAAGGAAAGCUCGACGGCUUCAUCUGCGCGACGGGUACGGGCGGCACGCUCGCGGGCGUGGGCAAGUAUCUGAAGGAGAAGAGCGGCGGGAAGACGCAGGUGUGGCUUGCGGAUCCGCCGGGCAGUGUGCUGUACACGUAUGUGUCGAGUGGAGGGAAGCUGGCGGAGCGGUCGGGGAGCUCGAUAACGGAAGGUAUUGGCCAAGGUCGCAUUACGAACAACCUUGGGACUUUCAUCAACGAUAUUGACGGUGCACUUCAUAUUGCGGAUGAGAAGUCGAUCUCGAUGAUAUACCAACUACUUGACACCGAGGGCCUUUAUGUUGGUGCAAGCACGGCACUGAACGUUGUCGCUGCUGUGGAGCUGGCUCAGAAGCUUGGCAAAGGGUCACGAGUGGCAACUGUACUCUGCGACGGCGCCUAUCGGUAUCAGAGCCGUCUGUUCUCGAAGAAGUGGCUACAGUCGAAAGGUCUCGAGGCGGCUAUACCAGAACACUUGAAGAAGUACGCUGUGCUUGACUAGAUGCGUUGCUAAAAUGGGGCCUCUACCGGCCGACUUCGUAACAAAAUAGUAGACUUUGUAUAUUUAUCUGCUUGUAAUCUGUGUGGGACCGAAGUGCAUCUGAAUAAUGGCACUCGC
Molecule: messenger RNA, 1225 nt
Organism: Coniophora puteana RWD-64-598 SS2
Lineage: Eukaryota; Fungi; Basidiomycota; Agaricomycetes; Boletales; Coniophoraceae
Product: pyridoxal phosphate-dependent enzyme beta subunit
Exons: 6
Coding region: 26-1108 (360 amino acids)
Cellular component (GO): cytoplasm
Molecular function (GO): pyridoxal phosphate binding; cysteine synthase activity
Source: RefSeq, a predicted model, not a curated record